AUGCCUCCCACGGGUGAACCGAAGGGGAAGAAGCAGCGGCCCAAGGACAAGCACUACCACCUGGCAAAGGAGCGAGGAUACCGCAGCCGCGCGGCCUGCAAGCUGCUCCAGCUCGACGACCGCUUCCGGUUCCUCCGGUCGGCGCCAGGGGGGUGGACCCAGCUCGCCGUCAGCCGCGCCACCGUCGGCGCCCUCGUCGUUGGCGUCGACCUCGCGCCCGUCCACCCCAUCCGCGGCGCGCGUCUCCUCAAGCAGGGCUUCACCGCUCCCAAGUGCAGCUCCAAAGUGCGCAGGCUCAUGGACUCCAGGGGCGUCGCGGCGUUUGACGUCGUCCUCCACGACGGCGAUGUCCGGAGUAAAAAGAGAAGAAACCGCUCGGUGUACGACGGAGCUGCCGCAUCGCCGGCACAGGAGGAGGCCCUGACCACGCAGUCAGCCCUCGUCAUCAACGCCGUCCGGCAGGCCACCAUGUUCCUCUCCCCCAGCGGCGCCUUCACCACCAAGUUCUUCAGGUGUCAAGAUUACCAUGCUAUCAUGUUCUGUCUCAAGCAGCUAUUUGAGAGAGUUGAGUUCACUAGACCUUCAGCAAGUCGGCGCAGACCAGCUGAAAUUUACCUCGUCUGUCUGAAAUAUAAAUCCCCUGCAAAGAUUCAGCCAGAACUUCUUGAUUUGAAGCACUUGCACUUGUUGAGUGUGGAUGCAGAAAAGAGCAAGCGGAAGAGACGGCCUGGAGGCCGGAAAUGGUGGAUGAUUGGUCUAGCAUCAGAUUUUAUAUGGUCUAACGCCCAGACACCACUUGAGUUUCUUGGUUCUUUUAUGGCCAUUUCAUUUGAUGAUCCAGCAUCUCUGCCUAUCAAGAUUCAUGAGCUUACUACAGAGGAGGUAAUAUGGAUUUGUGGGGAUUUACUUCUGAUGGGUAAAAAUAGCUUGAAGUAUAUCCUAAAAUGGCGCAUGCGCAUAAGGAAUGCACUUUCAUUUUCACAAGUUAUACCAACGGCUGACGGUACCGCGAUGGGCACGAAGGGCAAAGAUGAUGACCAACUUUUACGGGAGAUGGAGGAACUUAUGAGUGUCAUUAGUACAAAGGAAAGGAGAGAGAAUAAGCGCCAGUCAAAGCGUCAGACAAAGGAUAAAGCACAUAAGGCAAUAAGAAUGCAAAUUGAUGCUACAGAAUAUUGUUACGGCGACCCUGACUUGUUUUCUGUUAGUGAUACCAAGGGUGGAAAAGAAACUCAAGCUGUUCAGUCUGGAGAAGAUGGAGACAGUAAGAAUGAAGAAACUCAAACUGAUGAGGACUCUGACAAGGCCAUAGAUUCUGAUGAAGAACUGCAGAGGUAUGAAACUCAACUUGAGGAUAUGCUCGAUGAAGCUUACGAGCGCAUAAUGGCUACAAGAGGUGGAGGAGUAAAACAAGGUGUUGAAGAAUCAGAUGAUGGUGUGACAGGGAUGAAGGUUUGUGAUGAAGAUCACUAUCAGGAGGCCAAUCCCCUUUCAUCGUCUCUAGGUACAGAGAGAAGCUAACAAAAGAGCAGCUUCGAAAUAUGUGGUUCAGUCAGGAUGUGUUCCCAUAAUCUGUUUUUACCGAGGCAGUGUUGCGGUGGGCCCUCCCCUAGGUGCGCAAUGGC
This is a messenger RNA of Triticum dicoccoides, 1625 nucleotides long. Its product is annotated as adoMet-dependent rRNA methyltransferase spb1-like. The transcript has 11 exons. The record is from RefSeq and is a predicted model, not a curated record. Lineage: Eukaryota; Viridiplantae; Streptophyta; Magnoliopsida; Poales; Poaceae. Gene Ontology annotation, molecular function: rRNA (guanine) methyltransferase activity; rRNA (uridine-2'-O-ribose)-methyltransferase activity. Gene Ontology annotation, biological process: maturation of 5.8S rRNA from tricistronic rRNA transcript (SSU-rRNA, 5.8S rRNA, LSU-rRNA); rRNA methylation; maturation of LSU-rRNA from tricistronic rRNA transcript (SSU-rRNA, 5.8S rRNA, LSU-rRNA). Gene Ontology annotation, cellular component: nucleolus; preribosome, large subunit precursor. The coding region runs from base 1 to 1521 and encodes 506 amino acids.